Acanthopagrus latus (yellowfin seabream) is the source of this 3852-nucleotide messenger RNA. RefSeq names its product asparagine synthetase (gene asns). Gene Ontology annotation, molecular function: asparagine synthase (glutamine-hydrolyzing) activity. The transcript is spliced from 12 exons. The record is from RefSeq and is a predicted model, not a curated record. Bases 550 to 2235 code for a protein of 561 amino acids. Lineage: Eukaryota; Metazoa; Chordata; Actinopteri; Spariformes; Sparidae. Gene Ontology annotation, cellular component: cytosol.
AUCUAUUCACAUUCUAUUUACGUUGUCACGCGGUGGUGAGGAAUAAUGACGUCCACUGCUGCGGAGUUUUUAAACGAAUUCUCAUCCAAAAACUCCGUAGUUUGAAAAUUGUCCUUAAUAGGCUGUUAAAAAAAGUGUACACCACAUAGAGCGUGACUUUUGACAAUACCGAAUAAGCAGGGUGUUUUCUGAAAAUUCGGCUGACACAUGAGCCACCAAGCAGACUUUUAGCUGAGAGUAAUUCUGGCAGGGUUCAUGGCAAAUUGCCCCCGUGCACCCGCUCCGGACACACCAUGAGGAGGGCAUAACACAAAGGAUGAACCUGGCUUACAUUAUAUUGAAUUAGGUGCUGCUAUGGUCUCUGCACAAGUCCGUUAGCCUGCCGCUAGCUGUCCACGUUUGUGCCCAUAGCUAAACAUAGUAGGAAUUUAAAUGGAGUUUGGCGUUUGAUGUCCCUGACACAAGAGAACGGACCACAUUUAAACCAUAACCGUAAUGAAAGUCUGCACCUGAAAACCUUUUGUUUCCUAUGAGCAAAAAAACUGUGAAAUGUGUGGUAUCUGGGCAUUAUUUGGGAGUGAUGAGUGCCUGUCAGUUCAGUGCACUAGUGCCAUGAAGAUUGCUCACAGGGGCCCUGAUGCCUUCCGCUUCGAGAAUGUCAACGGCUUCACCAACUGCUGCUUUGGCUUCCACCGCCUGGCUAUCGUGGACCAGCUGUAUGGCAUGCAGCCUUUGCGCAUCAAGAAGUUUCCAUUCUUGUGGCUCUGCUACAAUGGAGAGAUUUACAACCAUCUAACGCUGAAGAAGCAGUUUGAGUUUGAUCACCAGACUAAAGUUGAUGGUGAGAUUCUGCUCCAUCUGUAUGACCGCUUUGGCAUCCAGAAGAUGGCUUCCCUCUUGGAUGGUGUCUUUGCUUUUGUUCUGCUGGACACCAUUAACAGAAAAGUCUUUCUGGGUAGGGACACGUAUGGCAUCCGGCCUUUGUUCAAAUUCCUCACAGACGAUGGAUUCCUUGCAGUAUGCUCAGAAGCCAAAGGCCUUACAGACCUUACUCACGCAAUGGACACCCCUGCCAACAUCAUCCCCUUCCUCCCUGGACACUUUGAAGUCUUUGAUUUGAAGCAGAAUGGCAAAGUUCAGUCCAUUCAAAUGGAGCAAUUUCACUGCUGCACAAAAGAGCCUGCUCAUAGCAUCUAUGACACUGUGGAGACGCUGCCUACAAGUUUUGAGGAGGAAACUGUGAAAGCGAACAUCAAAACCCUGUUUGAGAAUGCUGUAAGGAAACGUCUCAUGGCUCACAGGAGAAUUGGCUGUCUUCUGUCAGGUGGUCUGGACUCCAGUUUGGUUGCUGCUACGCUGGUGAAACUGGCCAAGGAGGAGAAGUUGCAGUAUCCUAUUCAGACAUUUUCAAUUGGGUCGGAGGACAGUCCAGACAUAAUCGCUGCUCGCAAGGUUGCAGCUCACAUCGGCAGUGAACACCACGAGGUUAACUUCACUGUGGAAGAAGGCAUCCAAGCUGUAAAAGAAGUCAUCUUUCACCUGGAGACCUAUGAUAUCACCACCAUACGUGCCUCUGUCGGGAUGUACUUGGUUGCAAAGUACAUAAGGGAGAAGUCAGACAGUGUGGUGAUCUUCUCUGGAGAGGGUGCUGAUGAGCUGACUCAGGGAUACAUUUACUUCCACAAGGCUCCAACUCCCAAAGCAGCAGCAGAGGACAGUGUUCGACUGUUGAAGGAGCUCUACCUGUUUGAUGUCCUCCGUGCUGACCGCACCACGGCUGCACAUGGUCUGGAGCUCAGAGUGCCUUUCCUGGACCACAGACUGACAGCAUACUACCUCUCUCUGCCCGAGGAGAUGAGGAUUCCCAGGCAUGAGGUGGAGAAGUAUCUCCUGAGGGACUCUUUCAAAGGUCUCAAUUUGAUCCCUGAUGAGAUCCUGUGGAGGCGUAAAGAGGCCUUCAGUGAUGGCAUGAUGUCUGUGAAGAAGUCCUGGUACACACACCUGCAGGAGCAUCUAGACUCUAUGGUGAACGAUGACCAGAUGGAGAGGGCUCACAAGACGUUCCCUCACAACCCUCCGUGCUCCAAAGAGGCCUACUACUUCAGACAGGUGUUUGAGAAGCACUACCCGGGCCGAGCCGAGUGGCUCUCCCAUUACUGGAUGCCCCGUUGGAUCAACGCCACCGACCCAUCAGCCCGGACCCUGUCUAUCUACAAACCUGAUAAAGAUCAAUGAGCAGCCAAUCCGUCUUUCAGUCAGCGACGUGUUGGGCUUCUCAGAUCGUUCUACAUGUGUCAUACUUAACUGUACUCUGUUUAACUCGGACAAAAUUGAAGUCAUUUGGAAUUAGUUGUUACACAAGUCACACUGUAAAGGAGUUUGUGAGAUUUUCACAGUACCUGCCAGAGCUGGUGUUUAGGGACUUAUUUCUACUUGGUGCACAGUGCAGGCGGAUUUAAACCUCUGGCCACACGUUCCAAACUCUGUAUCAUGGUUAAUACUUAGUAAUGUAACAACUAAGGCACAUGCAUUUUACGUGUGAUUUCAGCCACAAGGACCUGCGAUGUCGCCCAAAGGAUCCAUCUAAUUUGAAACAUUUUGAAAGAAGCCCUGUGGAACUUCUGUGUUGUGCUGGUAACAAAUCUAAUCUACUAUUGUUCUGUUUUCACUGUUAGCAAUGCCAAGCUACUCAAAAAUGUUCUUCACAAAGAAAUCCACAGUGGAGCUGCUUUAAGUAACUUAAACGAAUCAUCCACAGUCUUGUUUAGGCGACCAAGAGAGACGGAGAAGCUGUCAUUAAUCACGUCACGUUACAAUCUGCUCACAUGUGGCCAGUAAAAGUGAUCUGUGAACUGCCUCCUUAAGUAAAUCAUUCCACAGCUCAAUCUGACCACUGAAGUCUGAUGAAGACUAAUUUAUGCUUGCUGAAAUAGAGUGUUGAGUGAACAGCCUUCUUUUGUUUCUUCUCCAGUCCAUUUAAUACAAACUUAGCAUUUUUUUUAAUCGGCAACCAUUUUCUGGAGCAUACAAUUUGUCAUGAGCUCUAUUUCAUACCUUUGUACGCGGCCAUUGGUGUCUGAUUCCAAACCUGAGAUGGGUCCUCCAUCACUGUAAACACCUCAUCAUUUUUUGUGACCUUAUGAUUUAAUUACAGUCCCAAAUUUGCCAGAACAGCUGCAGCUGACUGACUGUAAGACCUGCCCUGGGUGAGCUGCUCACCCUGAAACGUUUUCUGAGUGUGAGCCACAUCUGUUACAAAACCAGCUUUUCUGUUGUGCCAAGAAGUUUUUUAUUUAAAUUUCUUUUCAAGAAUAUUGUCAAGGGCACUGAAAUGAUGAUCAGUCACCAUAAAAAUCUCCAUAACAGAAAAAGAAGAAAAAGUACAGCAGCAUUUUCCUGCUGAUGCUGCUUAGAUAAUGUAGCCUCAUAAAUGACCACAGACAUAAUGAUAGAUAUAUUUUAAUAGUGUAUGACUGUCUUGCUAUCUAACUGCUAACACCAAAAAGGGCUGAUGCCUCAGCUUUUGGACUGACGUCUGAUGUAGACUGAUGACUGAUAUCUUUACAGCUUCUCAUGGACAGAGGUGACUCAUGCGAACAGUGUCAGUGAGACGGACAUUGCUUAUCACGCUGGUUGAUGCCGCCUCUGCUGUUUGUUGACUGGGAACUGGGUGUUUUUUAGAACUGGCUAUGCAAAGAGUGUGUGUUACAGGUACAUAAUGUUAAACUAGGGGUGCGCGAUUGUAGUUACAGGUAGAAACUUGUCAGUCUGAUUUUGUCAGCAAAUUAUAAUGAAUUUCCAGAGAAUUUUACUACAUAUGAUAAAAUGUUAAAUAUCUGAUUAUUAUCCGUA